GACCUUGUCGCGUCUUUGAAGACGGUCAUUGCACAUACUACCGACCCACAGGUGAAGUCAGCGCUGGAGGCGCAGCUGGCCAAGGCCGAGGGGCCGCCCCCGCGGCCCGCUGCGUCGCCAGCGGACGAGGUCCGUCGCACCGACGCAGCCUGGCGGGACGCGGGGGCGAAACACGAUCUGGCGGUCAAGGCGGUGCAGCGCUUGAGAGGCCAGCUCGACCAGGCGGAGGAGAAGGACCGCCAGGCUGCCAAGGUCCUGGCGCGCGCGACCAUCGCGAAGUCGCAGGCCGCGCAGACCCUCGCCAAGGCGGAGGGGGCCAUCAUCACCGACAGCAGCAUGGGCGACCUCGGCCAGAAGUUCUUCUUCCAGCUGUCCGGGGACACGGACCUGUUCGUGAACAUGGAUCAGCUCGAAUGCGAGAAGAGCGAGAAGGACGCCUUGGCGCAACUGGAGAAGGACCUGGUUAGCACCAAGGAUACGCUGAAAUCUAAGGAGGAGGAGGUCCAAGCUCGGCUGCGCCGCGCGGCCGAGCUGAAGGAGGCCCAGCCAUCAGCGAAGCAGAAGGCAGAACAGGUCGCAGAGGAGGCUGAGAGGGAGCGCCGCGUCGAGUCCGAGGCUGAGAAGCUCUCCAAGGUCAAGUUCGCGGCGACGCAGGCGAACCAGCAGAUGACCAGCGGCAACGGCAAGAAGAGCAACUCCUCCAAGGGCUCGCAGGGCAAAA
This is a messenger RNA of Prorocentrum cordatum, 721 nucleotides long. NCBI's taxonomy places the organism in Eukaryota, Dinophyceae, Prorocentrales, Prorocentraceae. The record is from the annotation of a GenBank genome assembly.